This is a messenger RNA of Macrobrachium nipponense, 816 nucleotides long. RefSeq lists its product as uncharacterized. NCBI's taxonomy places the organism in Eukaryota, Metazoa, Arthropoda, Malacostraca, Decapoda, Palaemonidae. Gene Ontology annotation, molecular function: nucleic acid binding. Gene Ontology annotation, biological process: DNA integration. The record is from RefSeq and is a predicted model, not a curated record. The coding region runs from base 1 to 816 and encodes 271 amino acids. The transcript has 2 exons.
AUGGCCACCAGGGCCAUGUAUUUAGAUUUCUGCCCCUCCUUGGAUGCGGAGGAAUUUGUUCUAGCUCUUCGAAGAUUCAGUGCUACGCAUGGAGCCCCGACCAUAAUCACUUCUGAUAACCACCAAACGUUCAAGACGGCCAGCAACCUCCUUCAGGGACUUUAUGAAGAGGAUGAAGUCCAGCAGUUCCUGAGGAGGACUGGCGUAGAAUGGCGAUUCCAAACACCCCGUGCGCCGUGGAAAGGCGGUUUUUUCGAGCGUCUGAUUGGUGUCACAAAACGUGCACUUCAGAUAGCCCUCGGGAGAAAGCAUCUCCCGGAGGCCCACGUAUUGACUCUAGUGAAAGAGGCGGAGGCGGUAGUGAAUAAUAGGCCGUUGAUGUAUAGCGGUGACAAGUGCGAGGACGAGGUCCUCACCCCCUCUCAUAUACUGCACCCCGGAGACAUCGUGUUAGUAAAGCAAGAAAAUAAAAAACGAGCAACGUGGCCCCUUGGACGCGUCGUGGAGACGUACCCGGACGACGACGGCGUCGUGCGUUCGGCCAAGGUAUUGUUCGAAGAUGUUGAGUCCCUGCGUGCUGUCAGCCACUUGGUCCCCCUGGAACUUGCCCCCUCAGAUGACGAUGAUGGCGUUGGAGACGAACGGCGUGACGAUGUUGAUGGUGCGACGGAGGAGAUGGUGCGUGACGACGACGGCAACGAAGAGGUCCGAGACGAGGGAGCGUACAGCCCAGCAGUAGGUGUUCCAGGAAAUGUUGUGACGUCUGGGGACGACCACUGGCUGCCAUAUCCGAACAACCAGCCACAAAGGUCUUGA